Gadus chalcogrammus (walleye pollock) is the source of this 930-nucleotide messenger RNA. It is a transcript of the gene tnfsf12, whose product is annotated as TNF superfamily member 12. The record is from RefSeq and is a predicted model, not a curated record. The coding region runs from base 655 to 930 and encodes 91 amino acids. The transcript is spliced from 3 exons. NCBI's taxonomy places the organism in Eukaryota, Metazoa, Chordata, Actinopteri, Gadiformes, Gadidae.
CGAGACUGUACCGCCGCUCACAACCCGCCGGAGCGCACUCCCGCGGAACCUUUCAGCGGAGGCACGUGCAGACCACGGAUUUCAAAAACUUGGGAUCCGAUGUUGAUUGCGCACGUUUGAAGUUCACCGCAAAGUAGGCCUGUCUGUAUCCGCGCGUGCAUGAAAUUGCUAACGGAUCCGUCGGUGCCCAUCGCCCGUGAGUGACCCCCGACCGGGAUGCAACUGGGGAGACGGAGACAGGGGAACCAGCGCGAGGCAGUGAGCGGAGAGUAGCGGGAUGCAACAGUUGAUGCUCGCUGGUCGCCCCGCGCGCACCUUCCACCAGUAGCUCCGCACGCGGCCCGUCCCCGCGCCACGCACCGAGGAUGGUGGCUCCGAUCUGCGCGUGAAGAGGCACCGGGGACACUAACACCGACCAACCCCUGCAGGGGCGAAACACCCGAGUCGUGAAUCGGAUUAUUCUGAGGGAGGGGUGGCUGCACCAAAAUGGACAUUUGACCACGAUCUUAUUUGAGUUAUUUUUGUGGGUUUUUGGGACCGCGUUGGACUCAACGCUUUGCUUGGAUGGAGUUGCAUCGGACACUCGGAGCGGUACGCCAUGCACGGUAAAUAAACCCUCCGGCCCCCCUCCCCGCCGACCCACCCCAGCGCAACAUGCACCGAAUCCUGCAGCGGAGGCGAAUGCGAAAGCUCCGCGUCGUCUGGGUCUCCCUGGCGCUCAUGGCGCUGUCCCUGGCCGCCUGCAGCGCGCUCUUCACGGCCUGGACCUGGCGCCAGACGCGGGACCUGUCCCAGUCCUUCAAGAUCCUGCAGGACCGCCUCGAGCAGGUGAACACCCAGAGGAAGGCCAUCGUGCAGCUCAUCUUGGAGAAGAGGGAGCUACUGGUCGGGCACCGGGUCAAACGUGACGGUACUGGAAGAGACCGUUAA